AGUGCGAGCGCGUCCCGCUUGUUGCUACACAUCUCCGUGGAAACUAACGCUAGAAUACGGUACUACAACACCCGUCGUGCUUUGCGGCGUGUUACCGGAAGUGAUACGCGUCCAUUAGGUCAACGACACCGCGACGCUGUUUUGCAAGUCACUUCCGGUUUUCCACAAAGACGCCGCCAUGCCGCCCAGGCCUGUUCAAAUAGUUCAACCAGAGCCGAACAACAAGAAUGACAUAGCAACCCCAGAAGAAACCCCAGCCACCAAGCCCAUCGUCGGCAUCAUAUACCCACCACCGGAGGUCCGCAACAUAGUUGACAAGACCGCUAGCUUUGUCGCCAGAAAUGGACCGGAGUUUGAGGCGAGAAUUCGUCAAAAUGAAAUCAACAAUCCGAAAUUCAAUUUCCUCAAUCCCAACGACCCCUACCAUGCCUACUACCGCCACAAGGUCAAUGAAUUUAAGGAGGGCAAAGCGCAGGAACCGUCCGCGGCCGUGCCUAAAGUCAUGCAGCAGACCAUGCUGCAGUCCCAGCAGCUGCCUCAAAAGGUGCAGUCGCAGGUCAUCCAGGAGACGGUCAUUCCUAAAGAGCCUCCGGCUGAGUUCGAGUUCAUCGCCGACCCUCCGUCAAUUUCCGCCUUCGACCUGGACGUUGUCAAACUCACCGCUCAGUUCGUCGCUCGCAACGGCCGACAGUUUCUCACUCAGCUAAUGCAGAAAGAGCAGCGGAACUACCAGUUUGACUUUCUGAGGCCGCAGCACAGUCUUUUCAACUACUUCACCAAACUGGUGGAACAGUACACUAAGAUACUCAUUCCUCCCAAAGGCCUUUUGGUCAAGCUGAAGAAAGAGUCGGAGAAUGCAAAAGAGGUCAUGGACCAGGUACGAUACCGAGUGGAGUGGGCAAAGUACCAGGAGCGUGAACGAAAGAAGGAAGAGGAGGAACGAGAGAAGGAGAGGGUGGCCUAUGCUCAGAUUGACUGGCACGAUUUUGUCGUUGUGGAAACCGUGGACUUCCAGCCCAAUGAACAAGGUCACUUCCCACCACCAACCACACCAGAGGAGCUCGGCGCUCGUAUCCUGAUCCAGGAGCGCUACGAAAAGUACGGCGAGAGUGAGGAGGUGGAGAUGGAGGUUGAGAGUGAAGACGAAGAGGACGAGAGAGAGCGCCGGGACCACUGCCAGCCCUCGCAGCCUGACCAGGACACUCAGGUUCAGGACAUGGAUGAGGGAUCCGAUGAUGAGGACAUGGGCAUCAAAGCUCCUCUGCCGCCCGACAACCCGAUGCCACCUCCACUGCCUCCAACUCCAGACCAGGUCAUCAUUCGCAAGGACUACGACCCCAAAGCUUCUAGACCUCCGCCUUCAGUGGCAGUUCCUGACGAGUACCUCAUCUCACCCAUCACCGGCGAGAAGAUCCCAGCCAGUAAGAUGCAGGAGCACAUGCGUAUUGGUCUGCUGGAUCCACGCUGGCUGGAGCAGAGGGACCGCGUCAUCAAGGAGCGGCAAAUCGAGGACGAGGUCUACGCUCCCGGGUUGGACAUCGAGAGCAGUCUGAAGCAACUGGCCGAGAGGCGUACCGAUAUCUUCGGUGUGGAAGAGACCGCCAUCGGUAAAAAGAUUGGUGAAGAAGAGAUCCAGAAGCCCGAGGAAAAGGUAACCUGGGAUGGCCAUUCUGGGAGCAUGGCUCGUACCCAGCAGGCAGCGCAGGCUAACAUCACGCUGCAGGAGCAGAUCGAAGCCAUCCACAAAGCCAAAGGCCUGGUGGGAGAAGACGACACCAAGGAGAAAAUCGGACCCAGCAAACCCAGCGAUAUUCACCAUCAGCCUCCCAUCCCAUCCUCGGCUUCCAGUUUACCCAAACCCAGUCCCCCCAUCACCACGAUGCCCCGCCCACCGAUGACUCCGAUGCCGCCACCAGUGCGCACCACUCUCCUGUCUGCUGUCCCUGUGAUUCCACGGCCGCCCGUGGCCCCCGUCGUCCGCCUUGCACCGGGACAGGUCUUGGCGCAAGUGCCUCCCAUGAUCUCCGCCCCACGCAUCAACGUGGUUCCCAUGCCGCCGACAGCACCGCAUAUCAUGGCUCCGAGACCGCCGCCCAUGGUUGUUCCAGCUGCAUUUGUCCCAGCGCCACCAGUACCUCAGCCACCCAGUGCUCCGGCGCCACCUGCCCACCCACCUCCACCUCAUGACGACGAGCCAGUCAACAAGAAGAUGAAGACAGAAGACAACCUGUUGCCAGAGGAGGAGUUCCUGCGCAGGAAUAAGGGUCCUGUGGCGGUUAAAGUACAAGUUCCCAACAUGCAGGACAAGACGGAAUGGAAGCUAAGCGGCCAGGUUCUGAAUUUUACCGUCCCGCUCACCGACCAGGUGUCUGUUAUUAAAGUCAAAAUCCACGAAGCCACAGGGAUGCCAGCUGGAAAACAGAAGUUACAGUAUGAGGGAAUUUUCAUCAAAGAUUCCAACUCGCUGGCUUAUUACAACAUGAACAACGGCUCAGUCAUCCACCUGGCCCUGAAGGAGAGAGGAGGAAGGAGGAAGUGAGACGAGCAGCAAGACAAGAAAAAAAAAACUGCUUCUCCUGCUGGUGGAUUUUAUCGCUUAAUACUACGUUAGUACGACCGUUGUCGACUGCAUUUAGCUUCACGGCUGUUUAUCGUCUAUUACAUGCUUAGCCUGUUUCCUCAAGAUGCUAAUAAAACCGCGUGCUCACGGAAAAGUAUGUUGAUGACAAACUUUAAUUUGUUGAAGAUGGAGAAACUGACUGUAUCGACAUGUGUUAUUAAAAUAGUUUCAAUAAAAAAAAA
This is a messenger RNA of Cynoglossus semilaevis (tongue sole), 2802 nucleotides long. It is a transcript of the gene sf3a1, whose product is annotated as splicing factor 3a, subunit 1. Bases 179 to 2539 code for a protein of 786 amino acids. NCBI's taxonomy places the organism in Eukaryota, Metazoa, Chordata, Actinopteri, Pleuronectiformes, Cynoglossidae. Gene Ontology annotation, cellular component: catalytic step 2 spliceosome; U2-type prespliceosome; U2 snRNP. The record is from RefSeq and is a predicted model, not a curated record. The transcript is spliced from 16 exons. Gene Ontology annotation, biological process: mRNA cis splicing, via spliceosome; regulation of alternative mRNA splicing, via spliceosome. Gene Ontology annotation, molecular function: protein binding; RNA binding.